Messenger RNA from Trichosporon asahii var. asahii CBS 2479, 1068 nucleotides. RefSeq names its product zinc-type alcohol dehydrogenase. The record is from RefSeq and is a predicted model, not a curated record. Gene Ontology annotation, biological process: alcohol metabolic process. Gene Ontology annotation, molecular function: zinc ion binding; alcohol dehydrogenase (NADP+) activity. Lineage: Eukaryota; Fungi; Basidiomycota; Tremellomycetes; Trichosporonales; Trichosporonaceae. The transcript is spliced from 2 exons. The coding region runs from base 1 to 1068 and encodes 355 amino acids.
AUGUCCGCCCCCGUCAACAACCAGGCUACCGGCUACGCCGUCAAGGACCCUAAGAAGUACCUCGACUUCGAGGUCACCAAGUACGAGCUCGAGCCGCUCGAGGAUGACCGCGUGACCGUCGCCGUCGAGUGCUGCGGUGUUUGCGGCUCUGACCACCACACCAUCUCGGGCGGCUGGGGCCCUUGGGAGACCAAGUUUGUCGUCACCGGCCACGAGGUUGUCGGCAAAGUCGUUGAGGUCGGCAAGAACGUCAAGCAGUUCAAGGUCGGACAGCGUGUCGGUGUCGGCGCCCAGGUCGGCUCCUGCGGCAAGUGCAAGUGGUGCACCCACGACAACGAGAACUACUGCCCUGAACCCGUCCACGGCUACAACACCAAGUGGCCCGAUGGACACGACCACCAGGGUGGUUACUCGACCCACAUCCGCGCCCAGGAGCUCUUCGUCUUCCCCAUCCCCGAGGGGAUCCCCUCUGUUGAGGCUGCUUCCAUGCUCUGCGGUGGUCUGACCUCCUUCUCUCCCCUUGUCCGCCACGGCGUCGGCCCCGGCUCCAAGGUCGGUGUUGUCGGUCUCGGCGGUCUCGGCCACUACGCCGUUCUCUUCGCCGUCGCCCUCGGCGCCGAGGUCACCGUCUUCUCGCGCACCGACGCGAAGAAGGAGGAUGCCCUCAAGAUGGGCGCUAAGCGCUUUGUCGCCACCGGCGAGCCCGGCUUCGAGAAGGACCUGCAGCGCGAGUUCGACGUCAUUGUCUGCACUGCCUCGAGCAGCAAGCUGCCCAUUGACGCUCUCCUCACCACCCUCGACGUCAACAAGUCGUUCGUCUUCGUCGGCAUGCCCGAGGAGGGCAUCAAGAACAUCACCUCGCAGGCCAUGGCCGGCAACGGAUGCUCGCUUGGCUCGUCCCACAUCGGUUGCCGCACCGAGGCCCUCCAGAUGCUCGACCUUGCCGCCAAGAAGCAGGUCAAGCCCUGGAUCAACGUCAUCCCGAUGAAGCAGGCCGCCGACGCCAUCAAGGCCGUCGAGGACGGAACCGUCCGCUACAGGACUAUCCUUACUCAGGACCUUGUCUAA